Molecule: messenger RNA, 495 nt
Organism: Sapajus apella (tufted capuchin)
Lineage: Eukaryota; Metazoa; Chordata; Mammalia; Primates; Cebidae
Product: transport and Golgi organization protein 1 homolog
Exons: 5
Coding region: 119-475 (118 amino acids)
Biological process (GO): endoplasmic reticulum to Golgi vesicle-mediated transport; vesicle cargo loading; protein secretion
Cellular component (GO): endoplasmic reticulum exit site; endoplasmic reticulum membrane
Source: RefSeq, a predicted model, not a curated record
CCUCAUGAUCCGCCCACCUCAGCUUCCCAAAGUGCUGGGACUAUAGGCGUGAACCACCACACCAGGCACCAGGCUGAGGAGUUACCUCUUUCUGGGCUUUAACUUCCCCCUGACUUAAAUGUUAUUGUGGAAAUUAAGUCAAGAAGAGUAUGAGCGACAACAAAGAGAGCAGAGGCUAUCAGCUGCUGAUGAAAAGGCAGGUUCGGCUGCAGAGGAAGUAAAAACUUACAAGCGGAGAAUAGAAGAAAUGGAGAAUGAAUUACAGAAAACAGAGCGAUUAUUUAAAAACCAGAUAGCUACCCAUGAGAAGAAAGCUCAUGAAAACUGGCUCAAAGCUCGUGCUGCAGAAAGAGUUAUAGCUGAAGAGAAAAUGGAAGCUACAAACUUGAGACACAAGUAUGUGAUUUUGAUGCCUAUGUUUUCAGUGUUACCUCUUAAGGAAUUGGUUUCUGUUUCAUAUUUAAGUCUUUCUUAAAUACUCUUUCUCUAUAUUCA